CUCAGAGUUCAAGCAGAGAUGUGGAACCUCGACGAGCGCCUGCUUCUCCUGUUUCCGAAGGGCGUGCUCGGCGUCCUCGCGCUCCUUGGGAUCCUCGCUGCGGGGAAGAUCCUCGCUUGCUCAGUGUGGGGAGCUUUGGGGGCGCUGAGGACGUACGUCUGGGCCAGGCUGUGGGCCAAGAGUCUCCCUGAAACUUACGGGAAAUGGGCAGUGGUGACUGGCUCAACGGACGGCAUAGGGAAGAGUUACGCCAAGGAGCUCGCUAAGAAGGGAAUGAACAUCGUGCUCGUCGCGAGGAAUAUGGAGAAACUACAAAAAGUUGCUGAAGAAAUUAGAUCUAAAACCGGGGUUCAGACGGACAUCGUGCAAGCCGACUUUGCGCUGGGUCGCCCAAUCUAUGACAACAUUGCAAAGCAACUGAAGGGGAAAGACAUCGGAAUUCUGGUGAACAACGUGGGCAUGCUGAUCACUCCGGGGCCGUUUGAGAAAUUAACGGAGGACAACAUCUGGGCGUACGUGAACGUGAACGUGGCGUCCGUGGUGGCCAUGACUCGACUGGUUUUGCCCGAGUUGCUCCGGAGGAGGAAGGGCGCCGUCGUCAACGUGUCCUCCGUCGGCUCCUACUUCCCGCUCGCUUACUUUCACGUGUAUGCGGCGUCGAAGGCCUUCGUGAGCUGCUUCACCCGCUCCCUGCAGGAGGAGUGCGGCGCCUCGGGCGUGACCGUCCAGUGCUUGGAGCCGGGCGCCGUGUCCACCAACAUGAUCUCCUUCGACAAGGACGUCCACACCCCAGGGUUCUUCACUCCCACCGCCGACGCCUUCGCCGCCAGCGCCGUGGCCUCCCUCGGCCACGCCAGCCGCACCACGGGGUACUGGACGCACUGGCUGCAGCUGGCGAUGGCGAGGACCUUGCCCGAGUGGUUUAUUCUGAGCAACUACAAGGCGAGGAUGGAUGAGAAGUUUAAAAAGUCAAAAUGAACUCGAUGGAAUUAUUGGAGAAUCCCUGCAUGAUGCGAGAUUACGAAAAGCAGUAUAUAAGUAUACUAACAACCAGUAUACUAUACGAAUAGGCUGUUUGUAACCACAAACCAUAAAUGUCCGACUCAGGGCAGGCGAGGAUAUAUAUAUAUAUAUAUAU
Penaeus indicus is the source of this 1138-nucleotide messenger RNA. RefSeq names its product hydroxysteroid dehydrogenase-like protein 1. The transcript has 7 exons. Gene Ontology annotation, molecular function: oxidoreductase activity. The coding region runs from base 19 to 978 and encodes 319 amino acids. Gene Ontology annotation, cellular component: endoplasmic reticulum. Lineage: Eukaryota; Metazoa; Arthropoda; Malacostraca; Decapoda; Penaeidae. The record is from RefSeq and is a predicted model, not a curated record.